GAUUAUGAAAAUUGUUGAAGUAGUUGUGGAUUAACAUAUGUAGAAAAAUAAAUCAAUAAACAACAGUGCAGACGCUGAUGAGUUGGCCAUGAGUCCAAAACCAGCAUGGUCGGCAAGCCUGAUAAGCCGAAUAUAAGCAGACCGUUUGAGCUCGAUUUCGAUUAUGUUUGUGGCUGACACAGUCAAUUUUUGUUAAAAAUUAUGCUUGUUAUUAUCUAAUUUGGAGAUGACAAUAAAUGUGGUCUUUGGACCUAGUUAUCCACAGCUUGGGCUGUGUCUAUUUGUACACAUAUAAUGAAAUGCAGACUGAGAUUUACGAAACUAGACCAUUAAAUCUGCAUAAAUCCAUUAGCCUCUACAAAAAGGAAUCGGCCAAACUAUCAAAGAAAAAAUAUAAAAGCCCGUAUGGCAUAAAGCGAAAAUCAUGUUUCGACGGUCUGGGUGUGAACAUAUUUCAAAUUUCACCACCAGACCUAUUCCACGAUAUCGUAGAAUGGUUUGAGCCCAGAAUUUCACAAAUAUUGCUAAAAUCAGCAUCUGUGUCUAGAACACAAAUCAAAAAUAAAAUAAAACAGAUUAACUGGAUCAACGGUCCAGUCAAAGUCAAAGAGGACUUUUCCCUGAAGGGGAAAGGAACACAAAAAUUUGAAUUUUUAGUACGAAUGAUGGAAAUUUUUCCCGAAUGGAUAGAAUUUCCACCAGAAAUUUACCUUUCAUUGAGGAAGGUGAUUUAUUAAAUUUUUUCACCUUCUUCAUUCGAAAUGAAUGAAUUUAAAAAUGAUAUGCAAAAUCUGGUCAGGCUAUGCCGACCCCAUUUCCAAUUUGCGAAAUGGUGACAAUGAUGAUGAUUAUGAUGAUGAUAGUGAAGAAACAGAAUCCAGUUCAUAAGUAGAAUGGAAUUCCACUGGCUAUGAGCCAGCAGUAAAUCAUGAAGACUUCGAACUCGGCAGAUCGUUUUUUGACAUCGUCAAAGACGAGUUGCCAUCGGAAUUGUAUUCGAAAUUCAUUGAAUUUUGCAAAUCGAUAAAUAAGUGUCGAUUACAAUUCCAUAUAACACAAAAAGCCAUAUCAUCAGUGCACGAAGCACAUAAAAAUAUAUUUGAAUUGGAUAGUAAAAAAUCAGAAAUUGCAGAAUUUCAUGACGAAAUUCGUCAAUUCAAUAUAUCUGCAAAAAAAAUUCUCUGAAAAUUUACCGCCAUACGUAAAAUCAGAAGAAUUGAAAUUGACCAAUGGUAAAAAAUAUCAUUACAUUGGCAUUGAAAAAAUUUUGAAAACACAUAUUAUCGACGACAAUCUAAUCCGGAAUAUUUUUGAUGAAAAUCAAGAAAAUUUAUCAGAAUAUGUCCGGAAAAAUGGCUAUCAAAACAAACUGCGGAUUGUAUUAUCCGGAGAUGAUUUUGGCGUAUCGAAUCCAAUUGGAGGAGCUGAACGUAAAUUGUUCGCCCUUUAUAUGGACACAGAUAACGCCAAAAUUUACAACACUAAAGCUAAUCAGCUUCCAUUAGUGUUGUUAUGCGAAAGAUCGCAUAUUACUGACUUGAAUGAACUAUUCAGUCCAGUAAAAAGAGAUCUUAAACGACUUAUGGAUAAUGGCAUCACUGUUCAGUACAAUGGUAUUGAAAGAAAAUUAGAAAUAUGCCUGGCUUACGUUUUGGCAGAUAAUUUGGGCGUAUGUGAAAUGUUAGGCAUGAAAAGAAAUUUUUCAAAAGGCUUUAUAUGCCGUUAUUGUGGAUUAACGUAUAACGAAAUGCAGACUGGGAUUUACGAAACCAGAUCAUUAAAUCUGCAUAAAUCCAUUAGCCUCUACAAAAAGGAAUCGGCCAAACUAUCAAAGAAAAAAAUAUAAAAGCCCGUAUGGCAUAAAGCGAAAAUCAUGUUUCGACGGAAGU
Messenger RNA from Dermatophagoides farinae (American house dust mite), 1889 nucleotides. RefSeq lists its product as uncharacterized. The record is from RefSeq and is a predicted model, not a curated record. NCBI's taxonomy places the organism in Eukaryota, Metazoa, Arthropoda, Arachnida, Sarcoptiformes, Pyroglyphidae.